Molecule: messenger RNA, 1551 nt
Organism: Parnassius mnemosyne (clouded apollo)
Lineage: Eukaryota; Metazoa; Arthropoda; Insecta; Lepidoptera; Papilionidae
Source: the annotation of a GenBank genome assembly
AUGAGUGUAAAUACGGCAGUGUUAUUUCUCAGGCGAAAUGGUGUCAAAUCAAUUUAUCAAAAUGUUAAGCUGCUACAAACGUUUCAAAUAAGUCAACUGACUGUUUUAAAAAACCGAAAAAUUACGUAUCCUAAUAUAAUUUGCAAUAACUUUUGUACUUCCCAUCUUGGUAACUUUUACAACAAAAAGUUUUAUUCCAUAAAAGCGGCACAGCAGGAUCUUGAUUACUAUAACGAGCAUAAUAUAACCAUUAUUGGUGACAAUGUCCCUAGCCCUUAUAGAGAUAUUGAAAACUGUGAUUUCCCGGAGUAUAUAAAAACAUUUUUAAAAGAUCAAGGACUUUCUAAGCCCACAAUAAUUCAGUCACAAGGAUGGCCUAUUGCAUUAAGUGGGAAAAAUCUUGUUGGUAUUGCUCAGACAGGUACUGGUAAAACUCUUGCUUAUCUUUUACCAGCAAUUGUGCAUUUGAAAGAAAAACAGGCAAGAAAGGGUAGAAGUCCCCGAGUAUUAGUGCUUGCACCUACUAGAGAAUUGGCAAGACAAAUAGAAGAAGUUGGUAAAGAGUUUAUAUCAAUGAAUGUCCGCUGUUUGUGUAUAUAUGGUGGAGCUAGUAGGGCGAAGCAAGCAGCAGAAUUGCAGGGUGGUGUGGACAUUUUGAUAGCUACACCAGGUAGAUUAAAUGAUUUUCUUAAAAGUAAAACAAUAACAUUAAGUAGGUGCACUUAUGUUGUGUUGGAUGAGGCUGAUAGAAUGUUGGACAUGGGCUUUGAGCCACAAAUCCGUGAGGCUUUAGAGGGUGUUCCAUAUGAAAGGCAAAUUCUUAUGUUUUCUGCAACAUGGCCAAAAGAAGUGCAACAUUUAGCAAAAGACUAUCUAGGAGAAUAUGUACAGGUUAAUGUUGGAUCUACAGAGUUAUCAGCAAACCACAAUAUUGAGCAGCAUGUCCAUAUUUGUGAACAGGAAAAUAAAAUGGAAAAAUUCAAAAACAUUAUGCAUGAAAUAUCAAGUCAAGGGUUAGGGAAAGUCUUAGUCUUCACAAACACAAAAAGAUUUGUUGAUAGUUUGUCAUUAACACUAAGAAGAAAUGGUUGGCCUGCUGUGGGCAUUCAUGGUGAUAAAACUCAAAACCAGAGAGACAUAAUUAUCGACAAGUUUAGAACUGGCAAAACCAACAUUCUAGUCGCAACAGAUGUUGCUGCGAGGGGUCUGGAUGUUGAAGGUGUGACACAUGUGAUCAACUAUGACUUUCCAAAUACAUCUGAAGAUUAUAUCCAUAGAAUAGGUAGAACAGGUCGCUCACAAAAUAAAGGUAUUUCCCACACGAUACUUACUGAAGAUGAUGCUAGACAUGCGAAAAGUUUAAUUUCUGUACUUCAAGAAGCUAAUCAGACUGUACCGCAAUCAUUGCAAGAAAUGGCUAGAAGUUACGACUUGACAAAAGAGAAAGAGCAUCAAAUAAAGUACAGAAGUAAACAAAACUAUGGUUGGAAUCCAAAUAAACGGUGGAAUAAAUUCCGCAGUCACAAAAAUUAUAAUAAAUACGAUUAUUAA